Molecule: messenger RNA, 486 nt
Organism: Lactuca sativa (garden lettuce)
Lineage: Eukaryota; Viridiplantae; Streptophyta; Magnoliopsida; Asterales; Asteraceae
Source: RefSeq, a predicted model, not a curated record
AUGGUUCGUAGAAACCUCACUUCUUCACCUUCACAUUCAGACCCGAAGGACGACCAGUCUGCAGGUGAUGAUGACAAAGGGCAACAUAAAGGUUCACCUAGGGGUAAUACACCUCCUCAGUCUCCAACUCCUAUGGAUCUUGUUAAUGAUUCUGUUCCAUCACCCCUUCCAUCUCCACCCAAGACAAUCGUUCAGGUCACCGUUGCUCCUCCACCCAUAUCUUCAACACCACUAGUUUCCACUAUUGCUCCACCACCGCCUGUCAUUUUUACUCCAAUCACUACCGCCCCAUUACCACCACCUAUUUUCUCCAACCCAACCUUCACCUCUACACCUAUCAUCACUUCAGCCAUAGAUUCUUCUGUCAACAUCAACACAUCUGAUGUGGGGGGGCAGACUGAAGAACCUCCAAAAGUCACCACAGAUCCUCUUUCACCAACUCCUUCUAGUGAUUCUAAUCCAGUUCUUGGAAGAGCUGAUUUUUAA